Molecule: messenger RNA, 6990 nt
Organism: Pieris brassicae (large cabbage white)
Lineage: Eukaryota; Metazoa; Arthropoda; Insecta; Lepidoptera; Pieridae
Gene: DIP2
Product: disco-interacting protein 2
Exons: 18
Coding region: 341-5140 (1599 amino acids)
Source: RefSeq, a predicted model, not a curated record
CCUACGGUGAAUACGGAGUAUAACAACAACAGUGUUAAAUUCCUUAGAAUAAAACAUUUUCUGUGACAGAAGUCUAACGUUCGACUUCGUUAAAUCACGCUCGUAUUUAUCGGAAUUUAGAAAGAGAUAAAGAAUCCGUUGGUUGCUAAAGAGUGACGACCGAAUUGAAAUCGCAACUUCGGUCAUCACAGUGAACGUAGAUCAGCGAGCUGGCAAGCCGUAGGUUUAGUCUGGAACAGAAAGUAUUCGAAAUUCAAAAUGGCCAGGUGUUACCAUGGUCUCGUAGAGUGUUGUCGUUGAACUUUAUUUAAUUUCAGUGAAGAUAUUAUUGUGUUUUAUAAUGGCUGAUAUUAUAUACCAAAGUCUUGACAUAUCAAACCUCCCGGACGACAUCAGGGAUAAACUAGCGGAGUUGGAUUUAGAAUUGUCUGAAGGGGACAUCACACAAAAAGGAUAUGAGAAAAAACGCACCCGUCUUUUGGCACCAUACAUUGCCCAACAACAACAAUCGCAAGGUGUUUAUGCAGAAUGUUACACAGCAGGGGUGAUGCUGCCACGAGGACCGCGUGGCGAGAGCGGUUCGGGUCGACAACACACAAGAAAUCGUCGAACACACCGCCGCGUCACACACAAUGAGAAGAGAUACCAUUCAGAAGUCAGACAGGAGGCCGUUCAGCAGGCGUUAGCUGAAAUGCAGAAUCGGCCUAAGCCGUCUUUGCCGAUGCCGUCAAAACGCACCUCAAUGAUGGCCAAGAGCCCUGACAGAGAAAGGCAUGAAUUGUCUUCAAGUUCAGACGAAGACUCUUGCGCUGGUGACUCAGAGCUGCCACCACCACCAGAUAUGGGUUCGCCACCCUCCCGCAGACCGGCGGCUCCUCACCCACGCGGUCAUGCGCAUCCACUGCCACAACCACAUCACCAGAGAGAAAAGAAAUACCCGCCAAGGGAUAAGACUGACAUCGAUUUAUCUGAAAUUACACACUUACCAACUUAUAUUCAACCUGACGUAACACACACCUCAGCGGGCGCUCGUCGCGGUGGGGCGCUUGUUGCUGAUAGAGUUCAAUGUUAUUCACAGCCCGAAGACACAGGCACCGGUACCGGAAGAUGGAAGGUGUCAGCAAAAAUUCAACAAUUACUUAAUACGUUGAAACGACCAAAACGUCGUCCAUUGCCGGAGUUUUAUGAAGAUGACGACAUUGAAUUGGAGAUUGCAGCGAAUCCUAAGGAUCCGAAUGCACCAAAACCAGAAGGAGGCACUAUGACUCCAGCAGUUGGCGACCAACUGGUCGUCCCAGCAGGUCUUCCCAGAAAUUUAGAAGCGGCACUUCAAAGAUACGGCACCGCGUCAUUUAAAGCUAACGUGGCCACCGUACUCGACCCAAACGGAAAACUUAGCAAUUCUCUAACAUACGGAAAGCUCCUCAGCCGCUCAUUAAAGAUAGCGUAUGCUUUGCUUAACAAGACGUUUACAUCUAAGUCAACUAGUGGCGGACCCCUAACCGGUGACAACAAUAUUAAACCUGGAGACCGAGUGGCGUUAGUCUACCCAAAUAAUGACCCCAUAAACUUUAUGUGCGCGUUCUAUGGGUGUCUUCAAGCGGGGGUCGUCCCUGUCCCCAUCGAAGUACCCCUUACCCGAAGAGACGCGGGGUUGCAACAAGUUGGCUUUUUACUUGGCUCAUGUGGAAUUCAAUAUGCUCUGACGUCAGAUGCGUGCCUAAAAGGUCUCCCAAAGACUUCGUCUGGUGACGUAGUUUCAUUCCGCGGUUGGCCCUCCCUCCACUGGGUGUCGACUGAGAAGCUACCCCGUCCCCCUCGCGAUUGGAUACCCCCUCCGCGACCUGCUGAAGACACCCCCGCACAUAUUGAACAUACAUCAGCAGUAGAUGGCUCUGCUAUGGGAGUUAUUGUGACACGGGCUUCGAUGUUGGCGCACUGCAGGAUGUUAUCUGUCACCUGCAACUACACGGAAGGUGAACACAUGGUGUGUGUAUUGGACUUCAAGCGUGAAACUGGCUUAUGGCAUGCUGUACUUGCAAGUGUCCUUAAUGGCAUGCAUGUAAUAUUCAUACCGUAUGCCCUCAUGAAAGUCAGUCCUGCGUCAUGGAUGCAUAUGAUCACAAAGUACAGGGCAUCAGUGGCCAUAGUCAAGUCUCGGGACCUGCAUUGGGGCCUUCUCGCGACCCGGGACCACAAAGAGAUCUCACUCAGCUCACUUCGAUUCCUUCUUGUCGCCGAUGGAGCAAACCCAUGGUCGCUGUCUUCUUGCGAUCAGUUUCUAUCAAUAUUUCAGAGCAAAGGUGUUCGAGGUGACGCAAUAUGUCCUUGCGCGUGCAGUAGUGAAUCUAUGUCUGUGUGUAUCCGCCGUGCGGGACGUGGUGGAUCCUCAGCCGGUCGUGGAGUCCUCUCAAUGUCUGGACUUUCUUACGGCGUAGUCAGAGUGGAUGCUGAGAACUCGCUAACGUCACUCACUUUGCAGGAUUGCGGACAGGUUAUGCCGUCAUGUGUCAUAGUGGUAGUAAAAAUGGAGGGUCCAGCUUAUCUCUGCAAGACAGAUGAGGUUGGGGAAAUCUGUGUAUUAUCUGGGGCCACUGGGUCUGGAUAUUGGGGUCUUCCGGGACUCACGAACACCGUUUUUCGGGUGCGACCUUUAGAUGCUGACGGAGAUGCAAUUGGCGAAGAACAUUACGUAAGAAGCGGUCUACUUGGAUUCCUUGGACCUGGAGGUUUGGUCUUCGUAUGUGGAUCAAGGGACGGACUAAUGACUGUCACGGGUCGUAAGCACAAUAUGGACGAUAUUAUUGCCACUGUCCUUGCGGUUGAGCCCAUGAAGUUUAUUUACCGAGGUCGAAUUGCCGUGUUCUCAGUUAGAGUUCUGCGCGAUGAGAGAAUCUGUAUUGUCGCUGAACAGCGCCCGGAUUGCGGAGAAGAAGAGUCAUUCCAAUGGAUGUCUCGUGUUCUACAAGCCGUUGACUCCAUUCACCAAGUAGGCAUAUAUUGCCUGGCUUUAGUUCAACCGAACUAUUUGCCUAAAACGCCUUUGGGUGGUAUACAUCUGAGCGAGUGUAAGCGUCGGUUUCUCGAAGGAACUCUUCAUCCCGCCAAUGUACUGAUGUGUCCACAUACAUGCGUCACCAACCUUCCAAAACCCCGUGAAAUACAUUCAGACGUCGGCCCUGCCUCGGUAAUAGUGGGUAAUCUUGUUCAAGGCAAUCGCCUCGCGUCCGCUCAAGGGCGUGAUAUGGGGUAUUCUGAUGAUUCUGAUGCAGCACGAAAGUAUCAAUUCAUAUCACAAAUCUUAAGAUGGCGCGCGCAAAGCACCUCUGACCAUGUCAUAUUCACCCUACUCAACUCGAAAGGUGCAGCUACAAAAGUUCUCACGUGUGCUGAACUCCACAAGAAAGCCGAGAGAAUUGGCAAUUUGCUUUUAGAAAAAGGACGUGUUAAUACUGGCGACCACGUGGCACUUAUAUUCCCACCGGGGCUUGAUCUCAUUUGUGCAUUUUAUGGUUGUCUCUACGUUGGAGCAGUUCCAGUGACUAUUCGCCCCCCACACCCUCAAAAUCUUCACACUACGCUGCCAACAGUUCGAAUGAUCGUCGACGUCAGCAAAGCUACACUAGUCCUUUCCAAUCAAUCUGUGAUAAAAUUAUUGCGCUCUAAAGAAGCAAGCAAUGUAAUUGAUAGCAAGGCGUGGCCUAUCACUCUCGAUACAGACGAUAUGCCUAAGAAGAAAUUGCCUAUUUUAUACCGAGCGCCAACAGCGGAGAUGCUGGCUUACUUGGACUUUAGCGUGUCGACUACGGGAAUGUUGGCAGGGAUCAAAAUGUCGCAUGCGGCCGUCACAUCCCUUUGUCGCUCAAUGAAAAUAGCAUGCGAAUUGUAUCCUUCCCGUCAUAUAGCUCUUUGUCUUGACCCGUACUGUGGUCUCGGAUUUGCCCUCUGGUGUCUCAGCAGCAUUUAUUCAGGACACCAUUCAAUUCUCAUACCUCCGUCUGAAGUCGAGAUUAAUCCAGCUCUAUGGCUCAGCGCUGUGUCACAAUACAAAGUGCGGGACACAUUUUGUUCUUAUGGGGUGAUGGAAUUAUGCACUAAAGGUCUCGGAAGUUCUGUAAAUCAAUUGAAGGCGAAAGGUAUAAAUUUGGGAUGUGUCAGAACAUGUGUGGUGGUUGCGGAAGAACGACCAAGGAUCAACUUGACAAACUCUUUCUCUAAACUGUUCUCGGCUUUAGGGCUCAGUCCAAGAGCUGUUUCGACGUCGUUUGGUUGCCGAGUGAAUAUUGCUAUAUGUCUACAAGGCGCGUCUAGUCCCGAACCAUCCACCGUCUAUGUAGAUCUACGAGCUUUAAGAAAUGACCGUGUCUCGCUGGUCGAGCGUGGUAGCCCACAUUCCUUGUGUCUUAUGGAGUCUGGAAAACUAUUGCCCGGUGUAAAAGUGAUCACAGCCAAUCCUGAGACGAAAGGUCAAUGCGGGGACUCUCAUUUGGGAGAGAUUUGGGUUCAGUCUCCGCACAAUGCAAGUGGUUAUUUCACGAUUUACGGUGACGAGAGCGACUACGCUGACCACUUUAGUGCGCAGUUGGUAACAGGCAACACGGGUGAAGUGUACGCUAGAACGGGUUAUUUGGGCUUUUUGCGGAGAACUGAAAUAAGUACAACCGGAACUGGGGAUGAUAUGUCCAUGAUAUCACGUGAUAGCGACACCGAGUCGCUGGCAUCAGCUUGCGGCAGUAUGAGUGGCUUGAUGAAUGACUCUCACGAUACACAUGACGCUGUAUUCGUCGUCGGAGCACUUGACGAAACUAUAAUGCUGCGAGGUAUGCGGUAUCAUCCCAUUGAUAUAGAGAAUUCAGUUAUGAGAUGCCAUAAGAAAAUCGCUGAAUGUGCCGUAUUCACGUGGACGAAUCUUUUGGUGGUUGUCGUAGAACUGGAUGGUAACGACAGCGAAGCUCUGAACUUAGUGCCUCUCGUGACCAACACAGUGCUGGAGGAGCAUCACCUGAUCGUUGGUGUCGUGGUUGUAGUGGACCCAGGAGUUGUUCCCAUUAAUUCACGCGGUGAGAAACAACGUAUGCAUCUCCGCGACGGAUUCCUCUCCGACCAAAUCGACGCUAUUUAUAUCGCAUAUAACAUGUAAUAUUUACCAAAGCACGGCAUACACAACACGACACUCUCGAAUUGAGCAAUUUUCUCGCUGCAAGUGAUAAAAUGUCAAUUGUUUGUGUAUCCUUGCUCAAUUAGGCCAUACGAUUCGAAGAAUAGAGUCCCAUCGGUUAAUUAGUCUGCAUAGCUGAUAUACAAUGUGUUUAGCUUUAUAUACUCAUUAAGAUUCUGUGUAUUUUCAAUGCUUUUUAUUAUUUUAGAUUAGUUUACGCAGUGUAAGUGUAUUCAGCACAUUUUAGAGAAAUUUAAAAUAAAUAUAAAAAAAAAAUAUUUACCCUUGACAAGGCACCCAUUUAAUAUUUGAGAUACUUCAUUUGUUUAGAUACGGAAAUAGACAGUUAAAAAACGUAAAAUUUUUACACCAGCGCUAAGAAUUAAAUUUAAUCUGAUAUUGACACAAGACUGAUGAAAGUCUGAAAACUAUUUGUUUAAUAUUAAUUUAAGAUUCAUUAUGAUUUGUGCCGUAUAAUCCGAAACCCUUCGAAAUUUAUUAAUGCGCAAAUUUUCAAAAAAUAGUUCUUGAGUUAGCAUAAUACGAUAGGGACAAUGAAAUUUCAUUUGUACACAAUGAUAUUGUUGUGAUUAUUGUGAAACAAGUAAUUUUUAAUGUUAGAAGAUAUAAAUGUAUUACUACCGAUAAAUAAUAUAUUUUAGAUUAAGUGACUUAUUGUGUAAACUGCAUUUAAUGUUUUAUUUUAUCGUUUAUUUUAUAUGAAUAUACCUUUAGACAAUAAAUUCAUUAAGAAUGGAUUUCGAUUGGCGUAGGAAAACAAGUUUAUUUAAGCACUAAUAGCGCAAAUGCAAUGUUAUAUCAUCGUUUUUCAGUUCUAUGUAGAUAAAUUCAUUUUAAGUAAUAAUGUCGAAAGUUCGAAAUUUACCUCAACUUUUCUGGUAAUGUUUUGACUUAACUAAGUCAUAUGUUUAUAAAAAUUAUUGUCUUAUGCAACUACUUAGAUACGUAGUUUUCAAUUUUAUUAAUUUUGUAUGACAACUUGAGGUAAUUUUGGUUUUAUUUUGCAUAUCAAAACUUGUGCCAAGAUUUCCAUGUCACAUGAUUUCAAUAUCGCAUCUUUGUUCUUUUAAGUUUAUGAUUAAAUGUUUAUGAUAUAUUUUCACAACUGACUUAUUAGAAGUAAUUUUUCUUUUAUUAUAUUGAUAGUGGUUAGGAUUUGAGAAAGUGUUACUUUCAGUAGUCCAUUCCAUAUAUUUUUUUGUGUAGCAAAUUAAUAUUGAUAAUAUAAUAUAAAUAUUUCUUUUUUAAAUCUAUUAUAUUUUACUGAUUAUUUAUUGCUAAAUUGUACAUAUGAUUUUGUUAUUUAAUUUUAUGUUAAAUGGUUCUUUCUUAGAAUAAUACAUAUUAUUUUACUGAUGUCUGGAGUAAAGUAAAAUCCUUUUUUAUAUUUAAAUUCAUUUAAACAUAGUAUGUAUUAUCCUCAAUAAAUUUAAACUAUAGUCAUCUUAUUAUGUAAGUAUACCUAAAAGUAGUUAAUUAUAAUGACUCAAGUUAUUGAACAAAAUGUCUUAAUAAUAAUCGUGUAAUUCGUAAUUUAUAAUUAUUUAUAAUUUAUAGGUACGAGGUCCGACAAGUAAGUCGACUUUUUUCAAAAAAUAAUACGCGUAAAACCUGGCGUUUAAGCACAAGUAAUGUACACUUUGUAUAAUCAAAAUUCCAUUAGUGACCUAAAUACAUAAUAAAAUACACGCACAAAAUUGUAAUCUUUUGGCAAUAACUUGAAUUAAAUUUGUACGACGUUGUUAGGACUUUGUAACCAUUAUACAAUUGUGAUUAAUUUCUGGAAUAAUAAUAAAUAAACUUGCAUCUUU